Messenger RNA from Talaromyces proteolyticus, 1779 nucleotides. RefSeq names its product nuclear architecture related protein. Gene Ontology annotation, molecular function: 4 iron, 4 sulfur cluster binding. Bases 1 to 1779 code for a protein of 592 amino acids. The record is from RefSeq and is a predicted model, not a curated record. Gene Ontology annotation, biological process: iron-sulfur cluster assembly. The transcript has 2 exons. NCBI's taxonomy places the organism in Eukaryota, Fungi, Ascomycota, Eurotiomycetes, Eurotiales, Trichocomaceae. Gene Ontology annotation, cellular component: cytosolic [4Fe-4S] assembly targeting complex.
AUGAGUGCCAUCCUCUCCGCCGAUGAUUUAAACGACUUUAUAUCACCUGGAGUGGCUUGCAUAAAGCCUGUCGAAACCCUGCCCCAGAAGCAUGCAGCUGAUCAGGAGGAGUCCUACGAAGUCACGACCGAAGACAAAGUUCAGCCGGAACAGCAAGCCCCGGCACAAAUAUCCUUAACUGAUUGCCUCGCAUGCUCAGGUUGUGUCACAUCUGCUGAAGCGGUGUUGAUUUCUCUGCAAUCCCAUGCCGAGGUUCUGAAUACCCUAGACGCCUAUCCACCAGCACCGAUUAUUACCGGCGAAGGAGGGCAUAUCAGUCUACCAAGAAAGCUUGUGAAUGAUGAAAGGAUAUUUAUUGCAAGUGUCAGCCCUCAGGUCAGGGCUAGCUUGUCUGCCACCUAUGGAAUUUCCGAGAGCAAGGCAGGUCACAUGAUUGAUCAGUUUCUCCGUGGUCCCCAGGGAUUGCGUGCUGGUGGGAAGCAUCAGAAUGGGUUCACUUGGGUUGUUGAUACGGAUAUUUUGCGCCAAGUUGUUCUUACGCUUACUGCUGAGGAGGUGGCAGAAGAUUUACAGAGCGCAAAUUCAUCAUCCAAUCAAUCACAAUUCGCGCUUCCAAACCGUCCUAUUUUAUCUUCUGCCUGCCCUGGCUGGAUAUGUUAUGCGGAGAAGACACAUCCAUAUGUUCUCCCCCACUUGUCGCGUUUAAAGUCACCACAAGCGCUAGCGGGGACAUUUCUUAAAUCCAUAUUAAGCCGAGUGCUUGGCGUAUCUCCUUCGCAGAUUUGGCAUCUUGCCAUCAUGCCUUGUUUCGAUAAGAAGUUGGAGGCUAGCCGGGAGGAAUUGACAAGCACGGCAUGGGAUGUCGACAACGCGGAUACCUCGCAACCGCCUGUUCGAGACGUCGACUGCGUUAUAACAUCACGAGAAUUACUGAUGCUGGCAUCAUCUCGGAAUACCAACCUUUCCUCUUUACCACUAAAACCUUUGGCUUUGCCCUAUGCUCCUCACUUUCCGGACCACAAAGUGGAUUCAUUCCUAUUCUCUAAAACCUAUAAACAAGACCAGCAUUAUGGAUCUUCUGGUGGGUAUCUUUACUACGUUCUUUCAAGUUUUCAGGCACGACACGCAGGGAGCAACAUUGUCACCCAGCGAGGUCGUAAUUCAGAUGUGCUUGAGUACACCUUGGUGUCCGAGUCUGGGCAGACCAUCUUGAAGGCGGCGAGGUAUUACGGUUUUAGAAACAUCCAGAAUCUUGUUCGAAGAUUAAAACCAGCUCGUGCUUCACGGCUUCCUGGUGUAAAUAAGCGUGGCACUGCUGGUACUGCGUCUACCACAUCGACUGGGCUCGAUUACGCAUAUGUGGAAGUCAUGGCGUGCCCAGGGGGUUGCACUAAUGGAGGUGGUCAAAUACGUAUAGAUGAUGCUCGAGAGGCGAAUGCAAGUCUGCGAGCUGCAGACUCGGACGAUCCUAUAACUCAAACACAAAAGUCAUCUGUUUAUGAACAACGCGCCUGGCUUGCGCGAGUUGACGAAGCAUAUUUCUCGGCUGAUUCUGACGAUGAACCCGAACACACAUCAUCAAACGCAUCCAUUCUGGAAAGAGAGUCCAGGUCACACGACAUUGUGAAAUACUGGACUGAAUUAACAGGCUCCAAUUUGGAAAGUCUCGUAUAUACAACAUAUCGAAAAGUCGAAAGUGACGUGGGUAAAGACAAGAAGAGCGUUAAUGAUACCGCUCGAGUUGUUGAACUUGCCGGUAAAAUUGGUGGUGGGUGGUAA